AUGGCGGAGACCCCGCGCCUGACACAGCCACCUACCCUGCGAGGCGCGUGGACAGAACGCGGCACGAGGACCGGCUCCGGCCACAGCCCUGCCUGGAAGAGGCUGCUUCUUACGCAACAGGGCGCCCUGCUCGCAUCCUGCACUUGGUCUGCCUCCUCCGAGCUGCCCUCGUCUGCGUCUCGGGACCCCUUGACUGAAGGAGCCAGUGCCCUGCCCGUCCCUGGAAGCCUCGAUGGCACUCUCACUGCCUCUUGGUUCCGACGGCAGAGGCCAGAAGCCAUGAUCUUCUCCCCUGAUGGCCUCCCAGGGCCUGGCCACACUGCCCGGGAGAUGCUGGACACCCAAGGCAGCCUGGUCAUCAGGAGCGUGAUGGCUCACGACUCGGGCAGCUCCACUGUGGUGCUGGAAACCAGCCAGGGACGCAGGAGAGGGACGGAGCAGAUACGUGUCAAGGCGCUCUGGCUGGCUGAGGAGGCUCUGGCAGCCAGUGAAAGCCUUCAGGCAACAGAUGCGGAUGCUGAUAGCCCUGGAAGUGUGGGUGGCUUCCAUCAACCCGAGCCCCUGCUGCGCUGGACCCUCAACGGGGAGCCCCACGGGAGCGGAGAGGAGCUGAUCAUCCAGAGGUUGUCCUGGGAACACCUGGGCACCUGUGUGUGCGCGGCCAGGAACAGCCAGGGACAGUAUUUCUCUGAGCCUGUGACCGUCUUGCUGCCGCAUGAGCCCCCCACGCACACCCCAGACGCCUGCACCUUUGCUGGUCAGAGGCCGGCUUUCCUGGUUCUGUUGAGCCACCUUCUAUGA
This is a messenger RNA of Diceros bicornis minor, 801 nucleotides long. RefSeq names its product immunoglobulin superfamily member 23 (gene IGSF23). NCBI's taxonomy places the organism in Eukaryota, Metazoa, Chordata, Mammalia, Perissodactyla, Rhinocerotidae. The record is from RefSeq and is a predicted model, not a curated record.